GUCACCGGUGUCAUUCUACGGCGUUUUGUUGGUGGUUUGGGGGGAGGAAGGAAACCGACAGAAGCAGUGCUCCUCAAUCCUCAAUCCUUAAUCCUCAAUCCUCAAUCCUCGAACACCAGACUCUUGUUGAUUAUAUCUUAUUGAUGAUGACGACCACGAUUCUCAUGAUGAUGAUGCUGCUGCUGUUCUGUUUGGUGAUGCCUUCCUUGACCUCUUCUUUGCCGUUGACAUGUAAUCCUCCACCAAAUACCUUCCUCCACCAUCUUCACCGUCGUUGUCCUCCCCAGAUCCCAUCGUCCACCUCUAUCCAGGUGGAUGGCGAAUUCCUCGAACAAGUUUUAAGAUCUAUACAUAAGGAUGUAUAUACCGCUGUUCUCUUUUACGACUCUAGGUCUCCGUUUUCAAGUAGCAUGAGAUCUAAAUUUGAUAUUCUGAGUUCCAUGUUCCCACAAGUUGGCCACAUAGCAGUUGAACAAUCAAUGGUCAUGCCAAGCUUAUACUCAAGAUUUGGGGUCCACGGUUUACCUGCACUCUUCAUUGUGAACCAAGCUGCACGGAUACGCUAUUAUGGCCCGAAAGAGCUUCAUUCCCUGGCACACUUUUACAAGAGAAAUACUGGAGUUGACCCUUCAGAGUACCAUGCCCAUAAUGAUGCCUCUGACAUAAUCAAUGGUGAGAUAUUAUCUGAACCAUGGUAUUGGUUAUCAUGGAGAGAGAUGAUGGUGAAAGAACCAUAUUUGGUUUUCGCAAUUCUAUUCCUGGUGUUGCGGGGGUUCCUCUAUAUUUCUCCGGAAAUCUGGCCUCGUGUUACAGCUUUAUGGGUAUUGUGCAAGCACCAAUUAAAUUUGAGGAUUUUGGGAGAUUCGAACCCGUUGUUGGACCGUGCUUCUCACGUAAUGGAUGUUAAGAGAGCAUGGAGUAAGCUGAAACUAUGUAAGAUUAGAAAUUUUCAGAAAGGGGCCAGAAGUGCGCGUGUUUGGGCCUCUUCUUUGGCUUCUGUUUCCUUGGGUGAAUCAUCGAUGCAAUCAUCGUCAAUUGAGACUUAAAUUGUUCUGCGGGCCUUGGAUGCUCCGAAGUGUGUUUACUUGUUGUUGGCUGUUCUUCCAUAGUUUCUGAAGUCAUGGCCGAAGCUAUAAUAGUUGGAGGCUGAUAUUCUAUCGAUUAUAGUUAAACUGAUCUUGUAUAGUUUAUACAUUUCUCAAUUACCCUUUUGCCCUUUUCUUUUUAUUUUUAUUUUAUCUGGGGGUUUUGUAAAUUAGUUUUUUUUACUGUUCGCUGUCGAGCCAUUGGCCAUAGAUAGAGCUCCUUAGUUUAGCAAUCCUCUGAUUUAUCUCUAUUAUUACUAGGGACUUGCCUUACAUAGUUGAACAUACAAGCUGGAAAUGGGGAAGCAAAGACUGUUUUUGGGUCA
Spinacia oleracea (spinach) is the source of this 1411-nucleotide messenger RNA. Its product is annotated as 5'-adenylylsulfate reductase-like 7. Lineage: Eukaryota; Viridiplantae; Streptophyta; Magnoliopsida; Caryophyllales; Amaranthaceae. The transcript is spliced from 4 exons. Bases 144 to 1046 code for a protein of 300 amino acids. The record is from RefSeq and is a predicted model, not a curated record.